Sphaerodactylus townsendi is the source of this 1208-nucleotide messenger RNA. RefSeq names its product RNA-binding protein 10-like. NCBI's taxonomy places the organism in Eukaryota, Metazoa, Chordata, Lepidosauria, Squamata, Sphaerodactylidae. The transcript has 7 exons. The coding region runs from base 1 to 729 and encodes 242 amino acids. The record is from RefSeq and is a predicted model, not a curated record.
AUGGAUUAUCAAUCCUGUCUGCAAGAUUUUGACAACCAGGAAUUCAACGAUAACCAUGAUGACUCCUCUGAGGAACACAGCGUGGAGAUUGGAGUGCCCAUGGACGUCUUGCCACCUCCCCCCCGGGAAUGCUGGGGGCCAAAGGAGAACACCAGCAGACGUGGUCAUGGAAAUGGGACUGACUGCUAUGGUGCUGUUGACCGUAGCCAGGACGAAGGUGAAGGCCGUAGCCAGAGAGACCACAACUGCAGAGAUAUGGAUUAUCAAUCCUAUCUGCAAGAUUUCGACAACCAGGAAUUCAACGAUAACCAUGAUGACUCCUCUGAGGAACACAGUGUGGAGGAUAGUCCCAACGAUCCGCUGGGGUUUCAGGGGGACUGGACCUACCGAACAGAGGAGGAGCAGAGGGCCAACAGCAUCCAGAGGCUGAGGAUGCUGCUCCAGUCGGCCAUUGAGAACGAUCGUGGAGUGCAGAAUUUCAAGCGCAGAGAGAAAUGUUUCAAGUGUGACCUUCCCAGAUCCGAAGCUAAGCAGAAGCUACCCCUUCUAAGCCGCUCUGGUCAGUUGGUGUCUCCGUCGGGUCGUGAGCUCAGCCAAGGUCUUCUGCCCCUCCCACAAGUAUCUGCAGGCCUGUCUGCUCAGCCUGUAGCCCAGAUGUCUGAACCCCGUGCAGAGAACGCAAGUGACGAUACCCAUACAAUUUAUACCCUGUAUAAAUUAAAUCCAUAAUUGAAGGACUGAGGCUGAAGAAAUUUGUGAAAAACGUGAAUUUUGCGCAAUGCGUUUUCCUGAUGAUUUGAAGAUAAUUGCUGGAGAGUUGAAUCAUAAAAAAUCUGAAGACAUCUGGACUUGAAUGGACAAUAUAUUGAACACUUACCUGUCUAAAGACUGUACAGUUGUAAAGUUGUUAUAUAUAUUCCGCACUGCAAUUGAUAUAUAAGUCAUUUACUUGUUGGAUGUAAAUAGUUACUUACCUUUGAAUGUUGGAUGUAAAUAGUUACUUACCUUUGAAUGUUGAAUGUUGGAUGUAAAUAGUUACUUACCUUUGAAUGUUGAAUGUUGGAUGUAAAUAGUUACUUACCUUUGAAUGUUGAAUGUUGGAUGUAAAUAGUUACUUACCUUUGAAUGUUGAAUGUUGGAUGUAAAUAGUUACUUACCUUUGAAUGUUGAAUGUUGGAUGUAAAUAGUUACUUACCUUUGAAUGUUAC